This is a messenger RNA of Magnolia sinica, 470 nucleotides long. RefSeq names its product vesicle-associated membrane protein 721-like. The record is from RefSeq and is a predicted model, not a curated record. NCBI's taxonomy places the organism in Eukaryota, Viridiplantae, Streptophyta, Magnoliopsida, Magnoliales, Magnoliaceae. Bases 1 to 411 code for a protein of 136 amino acids. The transcript has 5 exons.
AUGGGGCAGAUCAUUUUCUUGUUGCUUGCCAUGACUGGCUUUGAUCAUGCUGUGGUAGUUAUCUUGUUGGAUGUUGCAGCCUAUUGUGUAGUUGCAGUUGAGUCAGUUGGUAGAAAAAUUCUCAUUGCCUUUUUGGAGUGGGUUAAGGAUGAUUUCAACAAGAAAUACGGAGGAGGAAGAGCUACCACUGCUAUUGUUAACAACCUCAACAAGGAGUUUGGGUCCAAACUGAAAGAGCACAUACAGUAUUGUGUGGACCAUCCAGAGGAGAUCAGCAAGCUUGCAAAGGUGAAAGCUCAGGUUUCAGAAGUUAAAGGAGUUAUGAUGGAAAAUAUUGAAAAAGUUCUGACACUCCAAUCAAUUGAUGAUAUAGCUGCCCUUCAGAUUGUGGGGAUGAUACUUUCUCUUUAAUAUUGCAAACAAUAAAGUGUGCUUCCACAGGCUUGGUACAUGAAUGGCCACAACAACAA